CCGCGCUGGGGACUGACGUAGGUGGCGCGCGUCGCUUCGGCGGUGGCUGGCGGGGUGCGGGAGCCAUGGAGCGGUACUCCGGCGCCUUGGAGGAGGCGGUGGACGGAGCCCGGCAGCAGGAGCGGCACUACCAGUUGCUGUCGGCGCUGCAGGGCCUGGUCAAGGAGCUGCCCAGCUCCUUCCAGCAGCGCCUGUCCUACACCACGCUCAGUGACCUGGCCCUGGCGCUCCUCGACGGCACCGUCUUCGAGAUCGUGCAGGGGCUGCUGGACAUCCAGCACCUCACCGAGAAGAGCCUGUACAACCAGCGCCUGCGGCUGCAGAACGAGCACCGAGUGCUCAGGCAGGCGCUGCGGCAGAAACACCAGGAAGCCCAGCAGGCCUGCCGGCCCCACAACCUGCCUGUGCUCCAGGCGGCCCAGCAGCGCGAGCUAGAGGCGGCGGAGCACCGGAUCCGUGAGGAGCAGCGGGCGAUGGACCAGAAGAUUGUCCUGGAGCUGGACCGGAAGGUGGCGGACCAGCAGAGCACACUGGAGAAGGCAGGGGUCGCCGGCUUCUAUGUGACCACCAACCCACAGGAGCUGACGCUACAGAUGAACCUAUUGGAACUCAUCCGGAAGCUGCAGCAGAGGGGCUGCCAGGUGGGGAAGGCAGCACUAUGACCAGGCAGGGUUCCUGCCAGUGACCCGCCGCUGCCCAUCUUGGCUGGGAAGACAUCCCUGUCCCACGGUCACCAAAGGCAGCAGAAAGCUGAGUGGUGCUCAUCUUCCUGAAGUCUGGCCACCACCCUCCCAGCUGCUUGCAGGAGGGGCACCCCAUGAGGAGAAGCUAGGUGGACCUGGGCUGCGUCUGCCACCCACCUUCACCUGGGCUUUUUUGUCCAAAGCUAGGGUGGGAAGGUAAAGGGAAGAGUGGGCCCAGCCUUCCGGCUGUCUGCCCCAGGUUUCUGAUGUGUUCUGCUCUCGGCCCCUCCCUUGGCAGGUGCAGCCCCCUAGUAGGAAAGGCUCAUGAGCUGCAUGUGACCCCGAGAAAUAAAGACGCCUCAGCAUGGCCUGCACGUGGCUUGCAGUGACGGCUCUGUGGUGCCUGUCGUGACCAGGGCCUAGCUAGGGCCCUCGCCUGGGGGCUCCGUGGCCUACAGAGGAAUUAGCAGAAGAUGCCCCCACCCCCAUGUCACAGAGGCCCCUCCCUGGGGCAAGUCCCAGGGCACUAGGGCCGCAGCCAGAGCCUGGUGUGGGUCACUGGGGUGAAGGGCACAGAGCAGCAGGAAGGGUCUGAGGGAGGAAGAGACUGAGGAUGUGGAAGCACCAAGCCCACUCUGGGGAGUGUGCUGUCUGCAUUGGUCUGAGCCCCAGCUGUGGGGUUGGAGGUGAGGGUAUCCAGUGCCCUGCGUGGCCGGGUCUGCAAUACGGCUUGAAGGCAGGUGUUGGUGGGUCCACCCUGCCCAAGGUGUGCCGGGGGUGUGUGACACAGGAGAGGCCGAGCGUGAGGCUUCUCGGGCCGUCGGAGCCACUCUCUCUGCCACUGACUGCACGUGAGGGCUCUGCAGGGAAGAGCAUCGUGGGCCCGGAGUCAAGGGCUCUUAGCCGCAGAAAUAGUGGUUUAUUGACAGGCCAGCUUCCCCAGCCAGCCACUGCCCACCUGUGGGGCUCAGGGCCCAUGGGUUGGGCCCUGCAGAAGGUGGUUCUUCAGGCCCAAGGUCGUGGCGGUGGGCAGAGAUGCAGCCAUGCUUGCUCACUGGAGGGCGGUUUCUGACAGUUCCCAGCAGCUCUGGCAGGUAACGGACAUAGCCCGCACCUGGGUGCCCACGGGCAGGGGCCAGUGGGGUCUCACAGUUUGGGAUGUAAAAGGUGUUGUGUGUGAGGUUGAGGUCAGGCUGUAGCCCUGGGUGGUCACAGCCCAGGUGAGGAUGCGUUGGGACACGGCCACAGCACUAGGCCGGGCGGUGGAAGAGGCUGCCCGUGCAGAGCCUCCGCUUGAGCUCCUGCCAAAGCAGCUGCCACUCCCUCUGGGCGCCCUUCAUGACUCCGCUGUUCUCCAGGGCUCGGCGGGACAGGUAGGGCAGCACCUCCAUCACAGGGCCGUAAGGCACGUACUUGUACACAGGGAAGCCUGCCUGGCCUGCACACAGGGGUGGAGGCGGUGAGUCCCAGCGCCUCCGCCCCUGCCCCCCGCCCCCCACCAGAAGCCCAGCUCACCUAGCGGGAAGCUUAUCUGGUCGCACAUACCCAGAAGCUGUCCAAAGUACACCUGGCAGUCGGUGGGGUGCAGGCCCAGCUCCUCCAUCCUGUGAACAGGCAGGGCGGUGGGUAAGACCCUCCCUCUCCCCCCAGAUCCCCCACCCACAGGGUAGGGCGUGGGCAUAGGCUCUCCUGCAGAGACCAGGCCUCUUCCCUACUGCUGCUGCCUCAGCCCAAGGCCACCAAGUGCCCCGCUUCCCCAGCCAGCCUCCCUCUUGCUGUGCUUGCUCCCCGAUGGCCCCUUCCCUGCUGCCCACUAUGACCCAGCAAGGCAGACUCACCCAGUGGCCAGCCCUUGGUGUGCCCUGGGAAGCUCUCAGCCCUCUCACCAUCCCCUUCUCAAACCCCUCAGAGUUCCGUUGCCUCUGUGUUCCCAGCCCUGUGACCCCACCUCCAGCUUCUCUUCCUCCCCUUGCUGGCUGCCCUGUCCGUAAGGCAGUCACUAGCUACUGGUGGCAACUGAGCCUCUGGAAGGCGGGUGGUCUGAAUUGAGGUACACUGCAAGUGUCAAACACACGUGGGCUUUUGAAGACAGUGUGAAAACUGAAUGCAGAGUAUGUCACUGUUUUUCUGAAAACGUGUUUAAAUGGUACUAUUUUGGAUAUGUGGGGUUAAUUAAAAUGUAUAUCAAAAUUAA
Messenger RNA from Mesoplodon densirostris (Blainville's beaked whale), 2877 nucleotides. RefSeq names its product protein DGCR6. The transcript is spliced from 5 exons. Bases 66 to 662 code for a protein of 198 amino acids. NCBI's taxonomy places the organism in Eukaryota, Metazoa, Chordata, Mammalia, Artiodactyla, Ziphiidae. The record is from RefSeq and is a predicted model, not a curated record.